Macadamia integrifolia is the source of this 994-nucleotide messenger RNA. RefSeq names its product BAG family molecular chaperone regulator 2-like. The transcript has 4 exons. Gene Ontology annotation, molecular function: adenyl-nucleotide exchange factor activity; protein-folding chaperone binding. NCBI's taxonomy places the organism in Eukaryota, Viridiplantae, Streptophyta, Magnoliopsida, Proteales, Proteaceae. The record is from RefSeq and is a predicted model, not a curated record. The coding region runs from base 70 to 876 and encodes 268 amino acids. Gene Ontology annotation, cellular component: cytoplasm. Gene Ontology annotation, biological process: protein stabilization.
GCCCACAUAGAAGCUGAGAAAAUCUUACUCCAGUCGAAUUUCGAAAUUUCAGUUAGAAGGAAGAAGAAGAUGAUGAUGAUGAGGAAGAAGAAGAAGAUGAGCUUUAAUGGCGGAUUAAGCAGCGAGAGCUCAAAAACGUCAACAACGCCAACAACAUCGUCAUCAACAUACAAAGAAGAAGAAGUAGAGUGGGAGAUGCGACCAGGUGGAAUGCUCGUCCAGAAACGAUGCGAGAAUGAGAAAUCCAAGUCUUCUUCAGCACCGAUCCUAAGGUUACGAAUCUCCUACGGUGCUCUCCGUUAUGAGAUAUCCAUUAAUUCCCAAUCCACUUUUGGGGAGCUGAAGAAGCUUCUAGCGGCGGAGACGGGUUUGCAACCGGCGGAGCAGAGGCUGUUGUACAGAGGGAAGGAGAGAGAGAACGGAGAGUACUUGGACAUGUCUGGUGUGAAGGACCGAUCGAAAUUGGUGUUGGUGGAAGAUCCGGCCAGUACAGAGAAGAGAUUCCUCGAGAUGCGUCGGAAUGCGAAGAUCCAGAGCGCUCGUUGUGCCAUCUCCGACGUUGCCCUGGAAGUUGACAAGUUGGAUGAUCAGGUUUCUGCAAUUGAGAAGUCUAUAGCAAAUGGGAAUAAGGUGCCAGAAGUUCAAAUAACAACAUUGAUAGAGAUGCUGAUGAGACAAGCAAUCAAGCUAGAUAGUAUACCAGCAGAAGGAGAUGUUUCUGCACAAAAGAACUUGCAGGGCAAAAGGGUGCAAAAAUGUGUUGAGUCCCUAGAUGUGCUCAAAGUCUCAAAUGCAAGGAUAAAGCCUGUGGUUGUCACAACCAAUUGGGAGACCUUUGAGUCCCCAAUUACACCUCGAUGGGAAUUUUUCAAUUGAAAUUCUCUUCUUUUCUUUUGCAUUCAUUUUUCAUGUACUUGAUAUGUGAAAACAUAAACAAGUUAUUCUAGUUCUAGAGUAAAUUCUCUUAAUAAACUCACCAAAUAAGCUUAUUAUC